Molecule: messenger RNA, 1124 nt
Organism: Octodon degus (degu)
Lineage: Eukaryota; Metazoa; Chordata; Mammalia; Rodentia; Octodontidae
Gene: Ppic
Product: peptidylprolyl isomerase C
Exons: 5
Coding region: 64-699 (211 amino acids)
Biological process (GO): protein folding; protein peptidyl-prolyl isomerization
Cellular component (GO): intracellular membrane-bounded organelle
Molecular function (GO): peptidyl-prolyl cis-trans isomerase activity
Source: RefSeq, a predicted model, not a curated record
CAGUGCCGCCGCCUGCCCCCAGCCGGCUGUGGGGCCGAGGUCCGAGCUGCUACGCCGCCGACCAUGGGCUCGGGAGCCCGGCUGCUCCCGCUCGUGCUCUGCCUGGGGCUCUGCGCACUCGAGCCCACAUCGGGGACCUCGGGCGUGCGCAAGCGAGGCCCUUUGGUGACGGCCAAGGUCUUCUUUGAUGUGAAGAUUGGAGACAAAGAUGUGGGCAGAAUUGUGAUUGGCCUCUUUGGAAAAGUUGUACCCAAGACUGUGGAAAAUUUUGUUGCUCUGGCAACAGGAGAGAAAGGCUAUGGAUACAAAGGAAGCAGCUUCCAUCGGGUCAUCAAGGAUUUUGUGAUCCAAGGCGGGGACUUCACUGCAGGAGAUGGCACUGGUGGUGUGAGCAUUUAUGGCGAGACAUUUCCUGAUGAGAACUUCAAGCUGAAACACUACGGCAUUGGCUGGGUCAGCAUGGCCAAUGCGGGGCCGGACACCAACGGCUCCCAGUUCUUCAUUACCUUGACCAAGCCUACCUGGUUGGAUGGCAAACAUGUGGUGUUUGGGAAAGUCCUUGAUGGGAUGACCGUGGUGCACACCAUAGAGCUCCUAGCAACUGAUGGGCAUGACCGGCCACUCACCAGCUGUUCCAUCCUCAACAGUGGCAAGAUAGAUGUGAAGACGCCCUUUGUGGUCGAGGUUGCUGACUGGUGACACAGCCGGCAGAGCCAGAAACAUGCCUGGCAGGGGUGUGUGUCUGUGUGCACGCACGCACACGCGGGACUAUGCCUGGCUGGCUGUUUCAUGCUUCAAAUACUGUUUUUUUUUAAACUUUCUUUUAAUUUCUCACACUAGUUCACAAGAGAUUUAAAAGUCAUUCAAAAUUUAGUUUGCAUGAGUUUUGGUAAAUCACUUGUUUAAGGGCCUUUAAACUGAAAAAAGACAUCCCCUUUCAUUGGUGCUAUUUUUAAAGUAGAAAAUUUUGUACUAUUUACUUUUAAGAACACAGUCAUUUGUUUUUGGUAAGUUUAUUAUUCCAUGUUGAGUGAUGCUAAAGAUUUUUUUGAAAAAAUUUGGAUGUGAAGUUUAUUGUUUUAUAUUCAAUUCUUUUCAGGUAAAGGGAGAUUGGAGUUAUUUAA